AGACAAUUUCACGACUGAUUUUUUAAUGGAGUGUCUGUUCUUUUUCUAAAUUUUAUUUUCCAAAAUUAAACAGAAAAUACAUUCGCUACCCAAACCCACUUUCCCAGAGGGGAACGGACCCUGACCCUAACCCUAACCCUAGAAGGAAAGAAGAAAUUCUGAGGAAGAUGACACAGACAGCCAUGUCCGACUUCAUCCCUGAAGAGGUCGUCGUGGGUAUCCUAUCCCGACUACCAACCAAAUCCCUAAUCCGAUUCAGGUCUGUUUCCAAGCUCUGGUAUUCUUUGAUUGCCAGCCCUAAUUUCAUUACUUCUCACCUCAAUCAAUCACUCACAAGCCCUAAAAACAGCUACCAUAACCUCCCACUCGUAACUGUCAGGCAAUGCAUUGCUCCUAGUAGUCCUAUCAGAUUUGGUCCUCCUCAUGAACAAAUCAGAUUAGAGCACUACAAACUAUUUAUUGAUACUGGAGAAGAAGAAGAUAACACAUUUGAUGAGUAUCUAGAAAUCCCGUUCCCACUCUAGCGGCCGUUAUUGCUACGUUUUACAGGGUUAUGUGAAAGGUUUGUUCUGCUUCGAGCUAAGUGAAAUUUUCCUUUGGAAUCCGUCCAUUAGAAGGUCCAUAAGCCUUCCCAAGCCUGGCAUUACAGAAAACACGCAUGGCCUCUUUUCGGAUUACCUUGGGUUUGGAUUUGACUCGCAGAGUAAUGAUUAUAAGGUGGUUAGAGUAGUCAUCCUUUGUGGAGGUACCCGGUCUGAAGAGGUGCCCCUCGUUGAGGUUUACUCCCUUAAUUCGGGCUCGUGGAAAGAAAGUAGAGGAGCGGGCAACUCUUUUCCUAGGGGAUCUGGACUACUGUACUUGGAAUGCCCUGCCGCUUGCUAAGAAGGGGCUAUUCAUUUUGUGGCACGAUGUGGAGGGAAUUGGGGUGCUAUAUUGAUUUGCUCCUUUGAUUUGGGCGACAGAUGUUUAAAACGAUGUCGUUGCCAAAUGGUCUUGUGACAAAGGAAAUGAGAACAAUAGUAUUCAGGGGAUCGCUCUCUCUUUUAUGCCACGAUGAAUCUAUUGUGCAAAUAAGUUUUGUUCUAUUUGGAUAAUGAAAGAGUAUGGCGUAGUUGAUUCUUGGUACAAGUAUGCCAAAGUUGAUAUAACAGGAGAAAUUUUAAGGGUAGUAGGUAUCCGGAAGAAUGGUCAUAUACUAUUGGAGGCAAAAGCAAAAGGAAAUUGGAAGCAUUGGGAGCUUUCUUCAUAUGACCCGUUGAAUAAAGAAAUCAAGCAGUUGGGAACUCUUGGUGUCCAUUUUCAUGUUGUUACGUACGAGGAGAACCUUAUCUUACUCAAUAAACCAAAUGAUCCGGUACUUAUCGAAACAAAUAAAACAAAUGAUCCGAUGUCUAGAAUGGGAUGGAACAGGAAGAGGAAGGAUAGACUAGGACAAAGAAUUGAGCCAAAAGGAAGAUAAUUAUGAAUUUGUCAAAUUUACUCGGUGGUUUGUAGAGCGGCAAACGUUGGUCAUUUUGCCAAGGCAGACCUUGGAUGUAUUCCGACUUGUGGUCUAGCCAUUCUAUCCUUGGAGACAGAUGCCGAUCAACCUACAACACCCAUCAGUGAGGCGGUUAAUGUGUUUUAUGUAUUCAGUUUGUGUAUUCGGUAUUCAUUUUGUAAUGGAAUAUGUAUCUAAAACUAUCCGAUCUUUCUGUGUUUUUUCCCAACAUGUUCUACAUUUAGCUGGUUCCAAGUAUUUUUAUUGAGGUGGCCUUUUGCUUCUA
Molecule: messenger RNA, 1766 nt
Organism: Rhododendron vialii
Lineage: Eukaryota; Viridiplantae; Streptophyta; Magnoliopsida; Ericales; Ericaceae
Exons: 2
Coding region: 1094-1459 (121 amino acids)
Source: RefSeq, a predicted model, not a curated record